Messenger RNA from Jaculus jaculus (lesser Egyptian jerboa), 3090 nucleotides. RefSeq names its product KRR1 small subunit processome component homolog (gene Krr1). Gene Ontology annotation, cellular component: nucleolus; small-subunit processome. Gene Ontology annotation, molecular function: RNA binding. NCBI's taxonomy places the organism in Eukaryota, Metazoa, Chordata, Mammalia, Rodentia, Dipodidae. The coding region runs from base 44 to 1189 and encodes 381 amino acids. The transcript has 10 exons. The record is from RefSeq and is a predicted model, not a curated record.
AAAGAACCCGUCCACUUCCGGUACUACCGGAAGCAGCUUGAAAAUGGCGUCCUCCUCGGUGAGAGCUCCUGUCCCGGCGGCUGGAAAAGGUGAAUUUCCCAAUGAGAAGUCUAAGCCCGAGAACCGAGAUGAAGCAGAACUCCUCACUGUUCCUGAUGGUUGGAAGGAGCCGGUGUUCUCUAAAGAUGAUAAUCCCAGAGGACUCUUGGAAGAAAGCAGUUUUGCAACUUUGUUUCCAAAAUACAGAGAAGCUUAUCUGAAAGAAUGUUGGCCUUUGGUGCAGAAAGCCUUGAAUGAACAUCAUGUUAGUGCAACCCUGGAUUUGAUUGAGGGCAGCAUGACCGUUUGUACCACAAAGAAGACUUUUGAUCCAUACAUCAUCAUUAGAGCCAGAGACCUAAUAAAGCUGUUAGCAAGGAGUGUUGCAUUUGAACAGGCAGUACGAAUUCUUCAGGAUGAUGUUGCCUGUGACAUUAUUAAAAUAGGCUCUUUAGUAAGGAAUAAGGAAAGGUUUGUAAAGAGAAGACAGCGGCUUAUUGGUCCCAAAGCAUCUACAUUGAAGGCAUUGGAACUCUUAACAAACUGUUACAUUAUGGUUCAGGGAAAUACUGUCUCAGCCAUUGGACCUUUUAAUGGCCUAAAGGAGGUUCGAAAAGUAGUCCUAGAUACCAUGAAGAAUAUUCAUCCCAUUUACAACAUUAAAACCUUAAUGAUUAAACGAGAGUUAGCAAAGGAUUCUGAAUUACGAACACAAAGUUGGGAAAGAUUUUUGCCACAGUUCAAACAUAAAAAUGUGAAUAAACGCAAGGAACCAAAGAAGAAAACUGUUAAGAAGGAGUAUACACCGUUCCCACCACCACAGCCAGAAAGUCAGAUUGAUAAAGAACUGGCUAGUGGUGAGUACUUUUUGAAGGCAAAUCAGAAGAAACGGCAGAAAAUGGAAGCAAUAAAGGCUAAACAGGCAGAAGCACUUAGUAAGAGACAAGAGGAAAGAAACAAAGCAUUUAUUCCACCUAAAGAAAAGCCACUUGUGAAACCUAAGGAAGCUUCUACUGAGAGUAAACUCGAUGUGGCUGCCAUCAAGGAGAAGGUCAAGAAAGCAAAGGGAAAGAAACUUGGAGCUCUCACCGCUGAAGAAGUGAAGCUGAAGAUGGAAGCAGAUGAGAAGAAAAAGAAGAGAAAAAAGUAACUCUGAGAAGCCUUCCUGAAGUGAAACUUAUAUCUCCUUUUGUAGAGGGUUGUGAGAAAGCCAGCCAUGAGAUGCCGUAUACGUGAGCAAUAACACUGGUCAUCUCUUUUCCCAAGUGUCUUCGGUUCGUAGAGCAGCACUCAUUAUAACUGAUCUUCAUGUGUCUUGACAAAGUGUGUGCUGGGACAUGCUAUAUGUAUGUCUUUGUGAACUAUUGUCUGUCUACCACAGCCAGCAUUUGACACCAAUGGAUAGUCUUUGUGUUCAUGCCCAGCAUGUGAAAAAACAUUGCAACAUUUUCAGUGCUUUCCUUCUUCCUAGAUGCAACAGCUCCUGAGCCUUUGGAAUCAAAUCCCGUUGUUGCUAUUCUGUUCUGUGUCUGGGGAAAUGGCAAUCCAGAAAGACAGCAAGUUGCAAAAGCGAUUGAAAACAUGGACAAUUGUGAUUUUCUUUUGGUUUUUCAAGGUAGGGUCUCACUCUGGUCCAGGCUGACAUGGAAUUAACUAUGUAGUCUCAGGGUGGCCUCGAACUCUCAGUGAUCCUCCCACCUCUCCUCCCAAGUGCUGGGAUUAAAGGCAUGCACCACCACACCUGGCGAUCUUCUGUUUUUUGAGGUCAUUUUGUUAUGUGGCUCUGGCUAACUGGAAUAUGAACCUAGUGCUUCCACCUUCAAGUACUGGGAUUAUAGGCAUGGAUGGACCACCAUGGCUAGCCUGAAUCAUGGUGCUUUGAACUGAUGACUGCUACUUGAAUUACUCAGUACCACCUAGAUGUACGUACCUCACUCAUCUUACAGAUUUGGAAACUAAAGCAUACAGAAAAGGUUACUUAGUGAGAGUCCAGCUAUGGAAGCUUAUAAACAAUAUUUGUUUAUAGAAAUGUGGAAAAUAAAGGGGGGUGGUUAACUUACAGAGUUAGGAAGCCAAGCAGUUCUUUUGACUAAAGCUUUAUUGCAACAUACAUUUUUCUGGAAUAUUUUAAAAUAGAAAUUAAAAAUAUCCCCAGUUGUAACAAUCUAUGGCUCCUGAGUAUUUACAAUCAUGGAAGUUGUUAAUAAAAAAAGUAAUUAAAAAAUAAUGAGACAGGAAGGUGAUGCCAUUAAGAUAUUAGGGGAAGGCCUCUGGGAAGAAACCAACUCAUGCGAUUUGAGCCCUCAUGCCUGGGAUUAGCACCCUACUAAAAGAGACCCCAGGGAGGUCUAGCCAAGCUGCCAUCAUGUGAGAGUACAAGUCAGUGACUAGGAAGAGUUCUCACCAGCACCAGAGCAUGUUGGGUGGCCUUACUGGUAGAUGUCUAGCUUUGAAAACUAUGAGAAAUAAAAGUUGUUAAGCCAAAAGAAACCCCCAAAAUCGCUAGUUUUAUUUAUUUAAAAAGCCAAAUAUGUUUAAAUUGUUCCUUUCCCUAUUGUCUUAGUCCAAAAGAACUAAAUUAGGAUAUUUGUCCUUAGGCAUCAGGGUAAUUAUAACAGACAGCAAUAGAAAUACUGAUUUAACAGUGAGAAUGAAUGAUGUGUAUCUGUUACUUGAAUAUAUGGGCCAUCCAGGAUAUACAGCAGAGUAGUAACCUAUGGAAUAAAAAUAGGGUGUCCUCUUAGAUACUGUUUCUUAACAUAAAUGCAAUAACAAUUCCCAUAAUGAUUAAUGAAAUAGAUUAAGAUUGAUGUACAUACAUGUGACAUUGUCUCAUGGGUUAACUAUAAAGUCCGAAUUUAAAAGUUAGGUAGAAGGGAAGCUCAUUUUACAAAAAUACAUAUAUAUUAUAGCUAUAUGCUUAAUUUGUUUUAUUUUAGUUAUUUGCAAAAGUUGGUCAAGACCUGCUAAUAACUGUGUUAACUUGGAAUUUGUAAGAUUUUGUAUGAACUUAGUAUAUAAAUUUUAUAUAAAGGAAACUACCACUAUAAA